Messenger RNA from Oldenlandia corymbosa var. corymbosa, 2322 nucleotides. The record is from the annotation of a GenBank genome assembly. Lineage: Eukaryota; Viridiplantae; Streptophyta; Magnoliopsida; Gentianales; Rubiaceae.
UGAAAAUCUCUAUUUUCUGGGCUGGUGGGAAAAGACGAAAGAACAGAGAAAAAAGAAAAGUGAGGAGAAGAGAGCAAAGCACAGGCUGAGAACGCAAGAUGGAGAAGGAAAGAGAAAAGCAGGUUUACUUGGCUAGGCUUGCUGAACAAGCUGAAAGAUAUGAUGGUAUUCCUGUUAUCUUCUUCUGUAAUUCUGAUUUUUUUUUCUUCUUGUUCUGUGCCUAAGGCUACCUCUAUGUUCUUCUGUGUGAAAUGUUUGAGAGUUAGGAAUUUCGGGUUUUGUUUGUUUCUGGAUGUUGUUUGUUUAAAGGCUUCUACUUUUGCAUGUUGAGAUUGAAGAUAUGUUCUGGGUUGUUCUUGAAUUCGAUUUUCUUUGGCGAAGUACUGAGCUUUAAGGAAUUUUUUGGUGGUUUUUUUUUUUUUCCUGCGUCAUCAUUGCAGUUUUAAGCCUUUGAUCUAAUGAGGAUAUGAAUCACUUUGGAUUCAUUCUAGUGUAGGUACAACAUUAAUUGGUCUGUUCUUCCUCAUACUUUUUUCAAAAGUUAAUUUAAGACUCUUAGAAAUACAAUACUUCUAGUAGAUACAUUCAAGUUUUCCAUAUUACUUGCUACUGUUUUUAUUUAUAUCUGAGCUUAGCAUAUUGAUGCUACUGUUUUUUUUUUUUUUUUUUUGCGUCAAAGAGAAACACCAAUUCAUGCUCCAGUCACCCCCACUAGUAAAUUUUUUGUCAUUUCUUGCCAAAAUUUAAGAAGUAAGAUGGAUGAGAGUACAUUCAUUGGAUCCUCUCUUUGUAAUGCAAAAGACUGCAAGGUCUCUGAAUUUUUUCGCGGUUUUUUUUCUUCGUUUUGUUGAAGGACUAUGGGAUUCAUCAGGCCUUUUUUCACUUUCAAAGUUUCAACUUGUGUUUUUCUUGUGAGUAGUUGUGAAUUGUGAUGCUUCCUGGGUGUGGCCUUCAUAGGAUUUAACUUCUAUGUCUCUCGUCGUGUUGUUUGUAUUUUUGGUUUUGAUUUUUCUCUUCUCCCAGAGAUGGUUGAAGCAAUGAAGGAGGUUGCCAAAAUGCAUGUAGAGCUGACAGUUGAGGAAAGAAAUCUAGUUUCAGUUGGGUAUAAAAAUGUUAUUGGUGCAAGAAGGGCAUCUUGGAGGAUAUUAUCUUCCAUUGAACAGAAGGAGGAGGGCAAGGGCCAUGAACAGAAUGUGAAAAGGAUAAAAGUUUACAGAGGAAGGGUAGAGGAUGAGCUUACAAGAAUAUGCAAUGAUAUCUUGACUGUGAUAGAUGAGCAUCUUCUUCCAUCUUCUUCUGGAGAAUCUACUGUUUUCUACUACAAGAUGAAGGGCGACUAUUACCGUUACUUGGCUGAGUUCAAAUCUGGGGAGGAUCGUAAACAGGCAGCAGAUCAGUCACUCAAGGCCUAUGAGGCUGCCACUGCUGCUGCUAGUACUGAUCUUCCUCCUACUCAUCCAAUUAGACUUGGCUUGGCAUUGAAUUUCUCUGUCUUUUACUAUGAGAUAUUGAACUCCCCUGAAAGGGCAUGCCACCUUGCCAAACAAGCAUUUGAUGAAGCUAUAGCUGAACUUGACAGCCUUAAUGAGGAGUCCUACAAAGAUAGCACCUUAAUUAUGCAGCUUCUUAGGGAUAACCUAACAUUAUGGACCUCAGAUCUUCCAGAAGAGGGAGGUGAGCACGCUAAAGCUGAUGAGAUACAGGCAGAGGUAGGAUUUCGUAUUCAGUAACUCAAAGCCUGUUUUAGAUAGAAAACCCAAUCAUGUGCCAUUUGCCAGAUGUUUUUACACAUGAUUUGCAUGAUGCUUCUUGGCUCAUUUGGGCAGUGUCAUUUUCUUUCAUGCUUAAAUUUAUUGCUUUAUCGCGUUGUGUCCUAUUCUAAUUAGUUGCUUCCUUUUGAGAGAUUUUAUUGGUCACUUGCUAAUCUUGCAGACCUAGUGAAAGUGAAUGAACUGGUGCUUUGUGCAAAAGCGACUUCAAUAGGGAGAGCUGUCAUCAAAUGUACCAGGGUUUAAUUCUGUUGUCGACAUAAGCUCAAAGGUUAAUCAGAACUGGCUGUACUUUUCUGUUUAACUCUUACAAUUAUUGAUGUUACUUCUCCUUGUACUCAAUGCGGAUUAGUUGUGUGGUUGUGAUUUGAAUUUCAGCUACAUAGUCAGAAUUAAAGCUCUCAUCUAAAAUCCCCCUAAGGCCCUAACCUUCCUCUUACCCCGCAUCUCUUGUGAAUAAAUUCUGUGAAGAGGUUUUCCUAAUGCUUGUCACUAGGCCAUCAUUUUUCACAAAUGCCAUAGUUUUUGGCGCGGGGGGGGGGGGGGGGGGGGG